CCCAUUCCUCAAUUCUUGGGAUGGCCCACCAAAACCAUUACCUACAAAGCGCUCUCUUUCCACGGACCUACGAAACCACGACGACGACUACGAGUUCCAGACUCGCUUUUUCCGAGUCACCCCACUCUCUCUCUCUCUCUCUCUCUCUCUCUCUCCCUCCCACGCACACUCUUCCUCCUCCGCCACCGGCGAUCUCAGAAGCGAUCAUCAGGUACUUUCUCUCUCUACCACACUCUUCUCUCUCUCUAAAAAACCAUUUACGGAUUCAAUAGUCCACGACCCUGAUCAGUGAAUUCGGAUCUCCAUCAUCGCCCCAUGGCAAGAGCUGUCAUACUCUUCCUAGGGUUUUUCCUCUUUCAUUCGAUUCAAUUCUGUUCUUCAGAUCCGACUUGUCCCAAGUCCAACACCACUUCUUUGCUCAAUUUCCAAUCUGAAUUCAUAAUGCUUCAACACCAACUCAGAGGCCACUUUGAGUUGAUUGAUGAUUGUUCUUUUAGGGUUUCUCAAUUUGAUAUGCUUCAAGGCUCUGAUGUGCACUUUUGGGGUGCGAUCGGUGAUGAUUUCUCUAAUUUAACUACUGGGUUUGUCAUAUCUGAUAUGAAACUUAACCAAACUUAUAGAAAUGAUAGCUUUGUUGUCAAUUUGAUGAAGAAUGUGAGUUGGGUUAAUGUCACAGUCGUUGCCGUUUGGGACGUACCCACGGCAUCGGACUUUGGACAUGUUGUAUUGAAAAAUUUGAGAAAUGGGUCGGAGAAUUCUGCCCCGUCGCCUUUGCCUUCACCUUCACCGGGUGUUGGCGGAGACAAUUCGAGUGUUUGGGUUGAUGAGCAGCCCACAAUGUUUGAGAAUUGUAAGACUUUGUUACCAAAUUAUAGGAUUAGGUGGACAUUGAAGGUGGAUGAGGGAGUAAUUGAUAUUGGCUUGGAGGCUGCUACUGGGUAUCAGGAUUACAUGGCCUUUGGAUGGGCAGUACCCAAUUCAUCACCCAAGUUUAUGCUCGGUGCUGAUGUGACGGUGACUGGGUUUAAGGAGGAUGGUAUGCCAUUUGCUGAUGAUUUUUACAUUACCAAGUAUAGUGAAUGCACUAGAGAUGAGAAUGGCAAAGUUCAGGGUGUGUGUCCCGACACGUUGUAUGAAGGGGGGUCAGAUAGUGCUGAUUCGGUAAACAACACGAGGUUGGUUUAUGGGCAUAGGAAAGAUGGGGUGUCAUUUAUCCGGUAUCAGAGGCCAUUGAAGUCGGAUGCUGAUAAGAAGUAUGAUUUGUCGGUUAAUCAUGUGGAUAACAUGAUUGUGAUUUGGGCUAUGGGUUUGAUAAAGCUGCCUGAUAGUAUCUUUCCUUAUUAUCUUCCCAAAAAUCAUGGUGGGACUUAUGGGCAUUUGAUGCUUAAUGUUUCUGAGCACGUGAAUGAUUGCUUGGGACCACUGGAUGCCGAAGAUAAGGAGGAUCAAGAUCUCGUCACUGCAGAUGGAAAUGCACCACUCGUUGUUACCACAGGCCCUGCUUUACAUUAUCCGAAUCCCCCAAAUCCUUUGAAAGUUAUUUACAUUAAUAAGAAAGAGGCUCCUGUUUUGAGGGUAGAAAGGGGGGUUCGUGUGAAGUUCUCAAUACAAGCUGGUCAUGAUGUAGCAUUUUAUGUUACUUCUGAUCCGCUUGGUGGGAAUGCAACUCUAAGAAAUAUGUCUGAAACUGUUUAUGCAGGGGGGCCAAAAGCUGAAGGAGUCCAAGCUAGUCCUACAGAAUUAGUUUGGGCACCAGACCGAAACACCCCAGAUCAAGUUUACUAUCAGUCAGUGUUUACACAGAAAAUGGGUUGGAAAGUUCAAGUGGUUGAUGGGGGUUUGUCAGAUAUGUAUAACAACAGUGUUGUUUUAGAUGAUCAGCAAGUUACUUUAUUUUGGACACUGUCAAAAAAUUCAAUAUCUUUUGCAGCUCGGGGUGAGAAAAAAAGUCGUUAUCUUGCAAUAGCGUUUGGUAGUGGGAUGAUAAAUAGCUUUGCUUAUGUGGGUUGGGUUGAUGAUGAAGGCAAAGGGGGGGUUAAUACCUAUUGGAUUGAUGGAAAGGAUGCCUCAAAAAUACAUCCAACAAAUGAGAACUUGACAUAUGUAAGAUGUAAGUCAGAAAAUGGCAUGAUCACUUUGGAGUUCACCCGUCCCUUGAAUCCAUCAUGCACUGGGAGUGACAGGCCAGAGUGUAAGAAUAUUAUUGAUCCUACAACCCCUCUGAAAAUGGUCUGGGCCAUGGGUUCUCAAUGGUCUGGAGACAAUUUAAAUGAGAGAAAUAUGCAUUUUGUAACUAGCAGUAGGCCAGUUCGGGUCCUUCUUAUGCGUGGUUCUGCAGAGGCAGAGGAGGAUUUACGCCCUGUAUUGGCUGUACAUGGAUUCAUGAUGUUUCUUGCUUGGGGAAUUUUGCUUCCAGGUGGAAUAUUGGCAGCUAGGUACUUAAAACAUGUUAAGGGUGACGGAUGGUUCCAGCUUCAUGUUUACUUGCAAUAUUCUGGAUUAGCAAUUGUCAUGCUUGGCUUUCUUUUUGCUGUUGCUGAGCUUCAGGGUCUACAUUUCGACUCAGUACAUGUUAAGUUUGGAAUGGCUGCUAUUUGUUUGGCUUGUAUACAACCAGUGAAUGCAUACAUGAGACCUAAAAGGACAGCUCAUGGGGAGCAGGCUUCCUCAAAAAGGCUUAUUUGGGAGUAUAUUCAUGUUAUUGUUGGCAGAUGUGCCAUUGUUGUUGGGAUCGCAGCUCUUAUUAGUGGAAUGAAGCAUUUAGGUGAUAGAUAUCGUGGCGAAAAUGUUCAUGGGCUCGAAUGGGCUUUGAUAGCUUGGUUCUUGAUUGGUGCUUUGACAGUAAUGUAUUUGGAAUAUCGGGAAAAAAAGCAUAGGAGGGAUAGAACUGCUGGAAGCAGCAAUUGGGUGUUGGGUAAUAGUGAGGAUGAGGAUAUUGAUCUCUUGAGCCCAAGUAGGGCAUUUGCAGAAAAAGAAUCAUCUCAAUCUGAAAGAAUGGAAAUUCAGCUAGAACCUCUUAGCAGAUAAGGGAUCUUUUGUUCAAUUAUUUUUUUUUAAUAUAGAUUUGCUACUGUUCUUCAACAGUUUUGAAUUUUUUACUUACACAGAAGAUAGCAUAAGCUUGUUUAUUUGCUUGUAAGGUUCUUGCCUUCUUGGAUGUUACUGUUAGGGUUGAGUUUCACUUGCCAAUCAUUCUUAUAUUUCCCUCCAGCAUUCAUCCUGGAGAUCAAAUAUCCUCUGACAUGUAUUUUGUAUACUGGAUACAUUUAUUUGCAAAAUUAGAAACUCUCUCUCUCUCUCUAUCUC
Messenger RNA from Camellia sinensis, 3306 nucleotides. Its product is annotated as cytochrome b561, DM13 and DOMON domain-containing protein At5g54830. Lineage: Eukaryota; Viridiplantae; Streptophyta; Magnoliopsida; Ericales; Theaceae. The record is from RefSeq and is a predicted model, not a curated record.